AUGAUCCUCAUCUUCGCCUGCCUACUGGCUGCAGCCACCGCCGCACCCGCUCCACCCGACGUCGACCAGCGGCAAGACGGCGCCUUCAACGUACAAGCUGAAGUGCAAAACAUUCUAAUACUUGUCGCAGUACCAAAAAAACUACCCUAUGAAAAUAUUCUCGACUUAUUAUUGAAAAGAUCUAAGGAAAAUAAUGACAUUUUAGCACAAGAUAGGUCGGAUAUUCAAGCAACAAAAGCUUUCGUAGAGCCAAGCACGCCGUAUAAAGUUGAAAUCGGUGAGAGUGAGAGAUCGGCUGGUGGUACGGUGGAUGCAGAAGAAGUUGUGAUCGCCGGGCGGCGCCGACUUGACACCGAACCCCAGUCCCACGACGAGAUGAAGCUUAUCGGAGCAACUGAACAGUGCGGGCCAGAUCGUGAGCGGGAUCCUGUCACCCUCAUGUGUCGUUUCCGUGUAGAUGCCAUACCUGAGAAUGCACCUGAAGUAGUUAAGUCA
Messenger RNA from Brenthis ino (lesser marbled fritillary), 495 nucleotides. The record is from the annotation of a GenBank genome assembly. Lineage: Eukaryota; Metazoa; Arthropoda; Insecta; Lepidoptera; Nymphalidae.